This is a messenger RNA of Protomyces lactucae-debilis, 2079 nucleotides long. Its product is annotated as P-loop containing nucleoside triphosphate hydrolase protein. The transcript has 2 exons. The record is from RefSeq and is a predicted model, not a curated record. NCBI's taxonomy places the organism in Eukaryota, Fungi, Ascomycota, Taphrinomycetes, Taphrinales, Protomycetaceae. Gene Ontology annotation, cellular component: cytosol; P granule. Gene Ontology annotation, biological process: regulatory ncRNA-mediated post-transcriptional gene silencing. Gene Ontology annotation, molecular function: RNA binding; 5'-3' RNA helicase activity. The coding region runs from base 1 to 2079 and encodes 692 amino acids.
AUGCUCUAUCUAAAGCAUCUCGAGAGCUUGUGUGACCUAGAGCUUGAAGCACAAUAUGCUAGAUUUGCUACGUACAACCGUUAUGAUACGGCUCUGCUACCUCUGGAACGCGCAGACGCACCCAGCGGACUUUAUGUCUGUGAAGUGCCUGGUGUCCAAGAAUUCACACCACCAGCAAUGCCGGGUGACUUGGUUCAGCUGCGUCAAUUGAUUCCUGAACGGCAGAUGGCAGAUGGCUACAUCUAUACUGCACGCGUGUAUGCUUGUGAACGUCGUAAAGGUAAAGUCAUCCUGCAGAUACCGGACAUCUGGUACCACUCUGGCCGGUUCAACCUCGAGUUCUUCUACAACAGCAAGACCAUGUUUAACAUCAAACACGAGCUUGCUGCUGCAGCUCUGGAUGCGUCGACUUGGAUGCAUUCGCAUCUCAAUCCGAAACCCCAUCAUGGACGUAUACAGACAGAGUUGACACGAUUGCUGCCCUUCAAGUGGUAUGACAAGUCACUCAACCUAGAACAACAAAAAGCAGUACAAGACGUCGUUCAUCGUCCGUAUGGAGAUGAGAUUCCUUGGUGCUUACACGGUCCUGCUGGGACAGGCAAGACGAAGACUGUCUGCGAAGCAAUCUUGCAAGUGCUGUUAGACAAACCAGACGCACAUGUUCUAGCGUGUGGGCCAAGCAAUACGGCUGCUGACACAAUCGCCAUGCGCCUCAUUGCGCAUAUUCGCAACCCGGCAGAUUUACUUGUGCUGAACCUCGACAAUCGGACGUUCGCAGAGGUGCCUGAGCCGUUGUUGCCGUUUUGCCAUGUCACGGAUGGGUCUUUCACAAUGCCAACUUUUCAACAGCUGAUGCGGUAUCGCGUCAUUGUUGGUACGUGCACAGCAAUCUGCGAGCUCACACAAAAUAGGUGUCGCAAUUUAGAUUUAGCCAAAUUUGAGGCACAAGCGAUGCAAAAGGUGCAAUGGUUGCAUCCGGCUAUGCAGCACACCAUCAAGCCUCAUUUUACACAUCUCUUCAUUGACGAGGCAGGACAAGCAGGCGAGCCAGAGACGAUUGCUGUUUUGCGCGUUGUUGAGUACCCCGGCGUGUCUGUUGUGCUCGCUGCAGACCACAAGCAAUUGGGUCCUCAACUCGAAUCAAGUGUUGCACGCCAAAAGGGAUUGGAUGUUUCGCUGUUUGAAAGGCUCAUGGAUCGAAGCGUGUACUGCGAUCAUCCGUACGCACGGCGAAACCUCAUGAAGAAUCCUCGGCCUGCGUUACCAUUUGCUUAUCCACCAUUCUGCAACCUCUAUCGCAAUUAUCGCUCACAUCCGGCAAUUUUGAUGGUGCCGAGUUUCUUGUCGUAUGACUCGAGUUUAGCUGCUUGCGCGACAGAUGUCGAUGGCGUUGCGACACGGCUGGGUCGCAUCCCUGUGGAAUUUAUUGCACACGAGGGUAAGGAAGAGAUGACAGACUUGAAUGUCGUGCAUUCCUGGUACAAUACAGCAGAAAUCAAGCUCAUCAAGGAACGCAUCUUGAAGUUGCAAGAAUGGGUACAACCGAAGGAUAUUGCCGUGAUUGCUCCAUUUCGCGAACAAGUCGUCAAGAUUCGCUUCGCUUUGCGUGCUGUCCAACUUGCUGCCGUAGGUGUGGGUACCGUGGAAGAUUACCAAGGUGCAGAAGCUCAAGUUGUGAUUGUUUGUCUUGUGCGAGCACAAGAACGCUUCCUCGAUGGCGAUCUCACUGCAAAUCUCGGUCUCAUCAACCAAAAAAGACGCAUGAAUGUUGCCCUGACUCGUGCAAAACAAUUGUGUGUUGUGAUUGGCAAUGCGUCCUUAUUGGCAAGUGAUCCACACUGGCAAGUCUUUCUCAAAUUUUGCAAGCGGCAUGGUGUUUGUUCGGGAACGCCGUUACCUGCAUCGUUGCAGGUAGAUUCGAUUGAAGCGCUCUCGACCAUGGAACGUGCGUAUUUGUUGCGUCAUGAUGAUGAGCGUGUUUUGGGAGGAUCCACAAUCACUCAUGAACAAAAUGGGUACCCUGCAAUAGCAGAGCUGAUUGUUGGUGGUACAGCGCAGAUGGUAUUGGAUGGUGAAUAG